GUUGCAAGUGGCGACAUCAUGAAAAUUGUUCCCAAGGAGUUGCAGCAGGUUGUCAAUGGCGAUAUCAAAAAGCUUCUGCCCAGCCAGUUGCAGCAGGUUGUGGACGGUGACAUUAAGGAGCUCUUGCCCAAGCAGCUGCAGCAGGUUGCUAGCGGCGACAUCAUGAACCUUGUGCCCAAGGAGCUGCAACAAGUUGUCAGCGGCGAUAUUAAUAAGCUUCUGCCCAGCCAAUUGCAGCAUGUGGCCAGUGGCAAUGUCAACAAGAUCUUGCCCAAGGAGUUGCAGCAGGUCGUCAAGGGGGACAUCAUAGGUCUUCUGGAUGUGAACAACCCGGUUAGGAGGGUGGCCGAUGGAAAGCUCACGGGACUCCUCCCCGGGCCUCUGCAGCUUCUUGGAGGUGGCAAUGCUAACUCCGUGGAGACUUUGCUUACCAUGGGAAAUGAGCUCAUGAAGUGCUCCAAGCGGACUUCACAAAAUGCUUU
Molecule: messenger RNA, 482 nt
Organism: Symbiodinium pilosum
Lineage: Eukaryota; Dinophyceae; Suessiales; Symbiodiniaceae
Source: the annotation of a GenBank genome assembly